AUGACGCGCGGCAAAAAACACCCGAAACAGGGCCUGUCCUUUCGCGUCCCCGAGUCUUGUUGUUUCUCCUUCUGCGAAUCUGUGUCGGGGAGGCAACUUAAUAGCCUGGUCAAACCCCCCACACUCUCGACGCCUUUUCCGACGGGUGCCUUCUUCCCACCCUCUCCUGUCUCGUGCGUUUUUGCUGCCUUCUCUCAAGCGGAACGCACCAUGUCUUCCUUCACCGGACCGUCGUCGGUCCGGCUUCGGCCAGGCGUGCUUUGCGUCUUUCUGUCUCUCCUGUCUCUGUCUCUGACGUGUGUCCCCUUUUCCCCCUCCUCCCUCUCCCUGCCUUCGUCCCUGCCUUCGUCCCUGCCUGCGGCCUACGGCAUCCGCCUCGACGCCGCACAGCCCGUCCCCCCGCAACCCGACAGCCUCCCCGUCGCCGGCGCCACGGAUUCCUGCCGAGAGCCGGCAGGCGCGUUUGACGGCGCCGAUGGCGUGCCGUCGCUUCGCGAGGCGGAGGAGAUCCUCCGCCGCGAGCAAACUGUAGCGACUGAGCAUGCGCAGCGCGCGGCGGAGGACGUCCAGCAGUUCGCGGAGGCGGCGAGAGAAGCCGCCGCUAAGGGCGACAUCGCCGCGGCACACGAGCUCGCCGCGGCCGCGGCCGCGGCAGCCGCCGAGGCGCAAGACAUCGCCGCGUACGCGCAGGCGGUUUCCGAAACGGAUCCUGCGCUCCUCCGCGAGCGCGCACAGGAAGAGGCGCACCGGAGCGCCGAGUCUGAGGCGAGGAGACAGCAGGCUGCCUCGGAGUCUCAGGCGAACGCCGCGGAGCAGGGACUGCCCUACGGUUCGUGCGACGUGACCAUCACGCCAGACGACAUUGCGUCUGUCCCGGAGGCUCUGGAGAAACUCGCUGCGUUGGAGACGUCUGUUCAGGAGGCUGGCGAGCAGCUGGACGAGAAGGAACAGAUGGUGGCGGAGUACAUGCUGGCGGCGAGCGAGGCGGCGGAGCGCCACGAUGAGGCCUCCCGCGCGUUCGAGGACGCGAAGAAGCAGAAGAAGGAAAACUUGGCCGCCGCCGCAGAGAAGGAGGCGCUGGAAGCCGCUGCGGAGUACGAGGAGUUGGCAACUGCUGUGCAGGUCUUGACGGAGGAAGCCGAGGCACAAAGCGGGAAGGCACUCGCCGACGCCGUCGCUGCCGGGGAGAUGCGCUACGCCAUCAACCAAAAGAUCGUGAGCGACGCAGACCCCGCCGCGCGCGGAAAGGUCCCGCGCUCGCUGCUCGCCCCCAAGCACUUUCACAUCAGCGACGCGGCUUCCGGGCGCGUCCUGAAAAUCUAUUUCCACAACAGCUUCGCCCCCUUCGACGACCUGCCGUGCGCUGCGCUCCACACGGACGCCUAUCUCUGCCGCCAGCACCCGCGCUGCGUGGUUCAGUACGAGCAGAGCGGCGACGAAGUGCUGCAGAGAUGCAUUCUCGACGACGCGUACCUGUGGCUGGUCGCCUCCACGUCGGAUUUCUGCGCCGCGGCGCCGGAGGGCUCUUCGCAGGCCGCCGCCUCGCCGUUCGACAAUGCGACUCCCCUCGAACCGAUGGCUGCAGUGACGGAAGAAGAGAUCGAGGCAGUGGCGCUUGACCUCCUCCAGGAGUCGGGCGUCGACGGCCCGGCAGUCUUGGAGCAGAUGGCGAAGGACGGCAAAAGCACGAGCGACUUGUGCGGCUUCGUGCAGGCGCUCUCGGCAGAGCUGCUGCGCACAGAACGGGAUCCGCGGUGUGCGUCCCCCGCCGACGACGGGGAGAACAUUGCGCUGACCACGGAGGCACUCCUGGCGUCCAACUUUGGAUUCCUAGGGCCAGCUGCGCCGGCGACCGCCUCGCCCUCGGCGUCCGCCGCCGCGCCCGCCCCCCGCAGCGCGAGCAUUCGCAGCCAUAACCGGAACGCGUUCGCCGCAGGAGGCGCCGGAAAGAACGCCUUUGCCCCGGUCCCGCGCAUCUCGCCGAGUGGUCUGUUUGGCCUCCUCGGAGGCAGCUCCGCGAAGGCGAACGCGCCGAUUCGCAUGGGGAUCAACGGCAUGGGCCGCAUUGGACGCCUCGUCUUCCGCAUCGCCAUGACCCGACCGGACGUCACCGUCACGCACAUCAACUGCAGCAUGGAUCCUGCCUACAUCGCGUACAUGCUCAAAUACGACUCCGUCCACGGCCGGUUCGACGGCGAAAUCGUCCCUACCGAUUCCGGCCUCAUCGUGAACGGCCAGGAAGUCAGCAUCUCCAACACCCGUGACCCCGAAGAGAUCCCGUGGGCGGCGCAAGGCGCCGACUACGUCUGUGAAUCGACUGGUGUGUUCUGCACGACCGAGGCUGCGGCAAAACACGUCAACAGACCUGGCGGAGCGAAGCACGCAGUUAUUUCCGCUCCGGCGAAGGACGAAUCAACCCCGACUCUCGUGGUGGGCGUGAAUGCCGAGCAGGACUACGAGUCGAGCAUGAAAGUUGUGUCGUGUGCGUCGUGCACCACGAACGGCUUGGCGCCCUUGGUGAAGGUGAUUGACGAGAACUUUGGCCUGGUUGAGGGUCUGAUGACGACCGUCCACGCAGCCACAGGCACGCAGAAGGUCGUCGACGGCACCUCGAAGAAAGACUGGCGCGGCGGCCGAGCUGCAACCGGCAAUAUCAUCCCGUCAUCCACAGGAGCCGCGAAGGCGGUCGCCCGGUGUCUGCCGCACAUGAAGGGAAAACUCACUGGCAUGGCCUUCCGGGUGCCCACGCUCGAUGUCUCUGUCGUUGACUUGACCUGCCGGUUGAACAAGAGCACGACUUACGAGGAAAUCAAGAAGGCGGUCCGCGAGGCGAGCGAAACGUACAUGCGCGGCAUCAUCGGCUACACUGAGGAGCCGAUCGUGUCCCAGGACAUUGUUGGCUCGCAGUGCUCGACAGUGUUCGACGCGAACGCGGGCAUCAUGCUGAACCCGAACUUUGUCAAGCUCGUGUCGUGGUACGACAACGAGUACGCGUACUCGGCGCGUCUCGUCGACCUCAUUGCCGUCAUGGCUGCCAAGGACGGCGUUGUUGCCGCGGGAACGGGACUCGACCGGAAACCCUUUUAA
This is a messenger RNA of Neospora caninum, 3087 nucleotides long. Its product is annotated as putative glyceraldehyde-3-phosphate dehydrogenase. The record is from RefSeq and is a predicted model, not a curated record. Bases 1 to 3087 code for a protein of 1028 amino acids. Lineage: Eukaryota; Apicomplexa; Conoidasida; Eucoccidiorida; Sarcocystidae. Gene Ontology annotation, biological process: glucose metabolic process. Gene Ontology annotation, molecular function: NAD binding; NADP binding; oxidoreductase activity, acting on the aldehyde or oxo group of donors, NAD or NADP as acceptor. The transcript is spliced from 2 exons.